Messenger RNA from Besnoitia besnoiti, 8823 nucleotides. RefSeq lists its product as uncharacterized. Bases 1 to 8823 code for a protein of 2940 amino acids. Gene Ontology annotation, molecular function: ubiquitin protein ligase binding. NCBI's taxonomy places the organism in Eukaryota, Apicomplexa, Conoidasida, Eucoccidiorida, Sarcocystidae. Gene Ontology annotation, biological process: ubiquitin-dependent protein catabolic process; protein ubiquitination. The transcript has 12 exons. Gene Ontology annotation, cellular component: cullin-RING ubiquitin ligase complex. The record is from RefSeq and is a predicted model, not a curated record.
AUGGAGGGCAGCCCGCCAUACCCACUCGAAAGUGACGUUUGGCGUACCGGCCGGGACGCACGGGGGGAGGCGCCGCGCCCAGUUGGAACGCGCCGCAGCGGGCAGCAACUGUCUCAUCUCGCUUCAGGUGUUUUGCAAGCGGAGGCACGCGCUCUCUCACAAGCAAGCGAGCGAGAAGCAGGUGGAAGCGUGCCCGCGCCGGCGAAGGCUUCAGGAAGCUCAGAAAAGAAAGAGAUCGAGGCAACAUCAGAGAGAGACACGCAGCCGCUCGACGCAUGCCCCGUCGCCCAUGAGAUACCCAUCCAGCAUCAAGGCACAUGCAGAGACACUUCUCCGCGCGUGUCGCAGAGGCGAGCCGCACAAGGUGAUGCAGCCGCGGAGAAGGCGGCCGAAAGGGCAGCGUGGGGGGGAGAAAGCCCAGCAGGCGCCGGAGGAUGUCGAGUCGACUUCCGACCCCCCCAAGACGCCUUACCGAAAGGGGGGAGCUCGCCCGCGCAGGAGAGAAAACGUGAAAAAGCAAACGACAUUGAGAUCGCACACAGCGCAGCUGCGCGAGCAACCAGAAGGCGCAGCCCACAAGGAAUGCGGCCCAAGAAGAAAACAAGAACGUCUCGCGCCGUAGCGCAAACGAAGUGCCCUUCUGUUCCACGCGGCGAUCGCGCAGACACUCCCCUAACCCCAGCGCCUUCCCGCCCCGCCGCAGGCAGUCCAACGCCGCAUCUCGAUGCAGCUCCGCCAAGCGCGCCUCCCCCUUCCUCUGCUUCUCCGCUCCCUUCGUCGGCUGCCUCUGCGCCUCCGCCCUCGUCGCCGUAUCCUUCGCCUCUCCGUCCGCCUCUGUUGGCUUCGUUUCUUUGCGCAGAAGUGAAGCAGGCUUCCACAGAGCGCUCGUGUGCCGCCGAGGAAAGCGAGGCGCCGCGGAUGACCUCGAACGAGGUGGCGGAGGGAGUUCGAACAGGCAAUCAGGCGCUGCUACAGAGCCGCGAAGAAGAGCUUGCUUCCGCUGCGGGGCGUGGGGGGGGUGAACAAAGACUCAAAUCCCGAGUUCAGGCUUCUGACGGAGCUAUGUGUGCGCCAGAGCGGAAACGCAGGAGAAAGGGAAGCGAGACGCAGCCGCACGCGAGCCACAGGGUUAGAGGUGCGCCGUCGUCGCCUUCGGCGCUGUGCGCCUCUCCCUGCCCUCUCCUCCGUCACGCAACUCGCCCGCCCGGGAGCGAACGUGUCCUUUUUCAGCACAUUGUCUGUGCAGUUCUGCAGCCGCUCAACCGUGCCCUCGGCGCGUGGCGUGCAUCGUGCAUCGAGAGGCAACUACGAGAUUACGCUGAGUGCGGCACUGCCGUUAGAAGAGGCGCCCUCGAAAACCGUGAGAAUGCCAUCACGCGUCGAACCACAGGCUGGCGAACCGCGGCGCCAGAAGGAGACGAAGUCUCGCGUAAGUCCGAAUCGCCAGAGAAAGCGGAUGAAACUUCGGCUGAAGGAAGGCGAGAUGGAGACGGCGACGACGAGCUGUUCCCCGACGCGCCCGGUCUACCCAUAUCGCAGCUCUCUGAAGCUUACUCACUAAUUUGGAGUGUUUCCGUCGCCGACCCGCGGGCUUGCCUAGGCGCCUACGGCCUCUUCUGCGCGCUACUCUACGUCUUUGCGCACCAGCGCCUCCGCCAGUGCCCCGCUCUCGAUCGUCUUCUCCGCCGUCUCUAUCUGCCUCCUUCCAAGACUUCUUCGUCUUCCUCAUCUGAAGCGCCUCCCUCGUCUCUCGUAUCCGCCCGCUCUGAACCCGCGUGGUCCGCGCCGCGCCCCGCCGCCCCCUCCGCGCCUCCUUCCCUCUCUGCCGCUGCACUGCCUCUUGACUCGUCUCCGCCUUGCUCUCCGGCGCACGAGGCACCCGCCCCCGCUGAGUUCCUCAUCCGUGUGGUUGGCGUCUGGCGGGAGUACCUGCACUUUGCUUAUGCCCUGCUUGGCAUCUUCUCCUGCCUGCAGACCGACACCGCGUCGCCUUUCCUCCGCACUGCCUCGCAUGCCGCCCUGCGCCCUCCGGUAUCGCCUUUUCAGCACGUGCCGCCGCGCGACCUGAAGGAGUCCUGCCGGCGUGUUCAGCUUCCUCGCCCGCGCGCGGAGACUCGCGAGCCUGCAGCGGAGCCGUCGCAUGCGGAGGCGAGCGCCGCCGCUCUUCCGACGUCGCGAGUCUCGUCUGCCUCGUGCGCACGCGAGCUGUCUUCGUUCGGUGAUUCGAAAUCUGAGGCGCAGCCGGCCUCUGGAGCAGCUGCUUCGCAUUGCACGCACCGCCCGAGAGCCGGUGGAAGUCUGCGCGCUGCCGCACUCGCUGAGGACUUUGCGCCCCUCCGUGAGGACGGGAAAGGAGACUGCGAAGGCCGAGGGGCUGAAGGAAAACUUGAAGAGUUCGAGGGCUGCUUCGCGUCUGGACGAGAGGCGCAGAGCGCGGAGAGCGACCGCGAAGCAGAGGGCGAAUGCAAGCCGCAAAACAGAGACUUCUCGAGCUGCGGAGAGAAUGCAGGCGGCGACAGCGAACUGCCCAAUGCCUCACUGUCGCCGACCGCCGUCGGGGCGCUCGUGCUCCAACACCUCUGCUCGCCUGACUUACCGCCCUGCAUGCAAAAGCAGAGCGAAAAAAACGAGACUUCAACGGGGCGAGAAGGCGCCACAGAAGACGAGGAAGAAACAUGCCGGUCGCGAGUCUUCCAACUUCAGAAAGAUCUCCCAGGCUCAGUGAGGAACGACAUAGUAUCCAAAGUCUCUCUCGGCGCGCUCGUGGCCUCAACUAUGGCAAUGCAGGAGGCCGCGCUUCCUCUAGACGUGGCGGCGCUGCGAAUCUUUCGAACCCUUCUCAGCCCGGCCUGCCUGACUGCCUUCCGCGCCGCGGUGAGUUUCUGUUUGAAGGAGAAGCGAACCUGCGCCCUCCGCGCAGUUCUCCUCCGAUGCAGGCCCCCGCCGCCAGCGUGUCGCAGUCUCCCCUCGGCACCCUCCUCGCCUGCUUCUUCGAUUCCACCCUCUUCAUCGGAAUCGCCUUCGUCGACUCGUGUCUCUUCUAGAAGCGCGGCGUCCCUGCACGCUGGCGCCGCCGCCGCCCUUUCGCCUGGGGCGCGCAGCGAGUCUCCCGGGAGGUCCGCGGCGCGCCGCGAGCCGACUCGAAGGCAAACAGCUUGCGCAGAGGAGGCCGCGGCCUCCUCUGCGCCAUCGCCCGGCGCAGCCGGCGGCGGUAUGCAUCCGCGGCUUCUGCGCGAGGCCGUCGUCUUCCUCCGCCGCGUCUGCGACUCUGACUCGGUGCGCCUCCUCUCGCUGCCCGCCUGGGAGCGCGAGAAGAAACGCGAGGCCGCGACACGCGCGCAGCUGAGGGCGAAGGACAGACACGCCGCACCCGCCUCUGCCUUCGGUAGGCCGCAAAAAACACCAGAGUCUCGCCGCGACGCAACGACUCCCGAUAGGCUCGGGGGAGGCAUCGCGGGGGGCGGAGGCAGCGGCGAACCUGAAGCUCGACACGCGCGCGAGAAGCAAAACCCAAGAGACGCACGAGGGCACGCAGCAGACGAGAGAGAGAGACGAGGAGAUCCAGAUCGAGGAGAGACAAGCCAGCGGGCGAGCGGGCCGUCGGCGGUGGCUGCGGCGGUGCCGCGGCUUCAGAGGGAGACUGGAGACGGAGGAGUCCACGCGUCGCCGCCGCAGAAGGCCACUCGGCCGCCGCCGCAGCCGCCGGCAGAAGCCGAGAACUCUGAGAGGCGCGCGAGGAGAGUCGUGGCGUGGGGCACGCCGCAGUGGAUCGCUGGGGCCAGCGCAAAGAGCGUGUGGGACGGCGACGUGAAGGAAGCAGAAAAAUUCAGACGGUGGCUAAUGCAGAAGGCGGGAAAGUUUUACAUGACGACUGCAGCCUGCCUUCUUCGGCAGCGCAGCUUGCCUCUCCAGGCAUACGUGCAGCUGGGCCUUCACCUCCUGGAAGCUGAAGCGGCUCUUGCCGAAACGUGCCUGCCCCCGCAAGCGAGAGAAGACAUGCUAAAUGCCGCAGCUUCCGCGCUCUUCCGCUUCCACGUGGAAACAGUCCUGCAGCUGCCGCCCCGCCUCGGGUCGCUGCUGAAGUUGGGCGACUGGCUCACGGUUCGCUCCCUUUUCGCAACGCUGAGGCGCUGGCCAAAGGACGCGCUCCUGCGCUUCGUGGCGGAGUGUCGCAUGCACUGGCAGGAACGAUUCUCCUUCGUUUUCCUCUCGACUUCCUGCGCGGACUCGCCGCCGUCUUCCUCCCCGCUCUCGAGACCUUCGCAGACUCCGUAUCCCACGAGCGCGAAGCGCGCCGACCCCCUUUCGGCUCUCUCCUCUUGUCCCGUCUCUCCCUCAGAUUCGGCUGCCGCGCGCUCGCUCCCAAGUACGUCGAAUUCCGCCGCGGCUUCCACGCAUGGAGCGCGAACGUCAGAGGGCCCACGCAGCUCGUCGCAGCGCGCUUCCGCUGCGCUGUCGGCCUCCGUCGCAGCUCCCGCGCGUGCGGCAACUGGCGCCGCCUGCGUGCCUGGCGGCUUGCCUUCUUCGUUUCUUGUUCGCCGCCUCUCGGCGUUGGUGAAGGAGUGCAGCGCCACGGAGGGAGAGUUGAAGACGCACUUCGGGAACCACCCCGCGCUGCGAAAGGCGCGCGACGAGGCCUUUGAGGCUGUGUUGAACGGCGAGGACGUCUUGAAGCUUUUUUCUGCGUAUCAAGCUCGGCUCACCUCCUACGCGACGCCCUUCUCCGCGCCGGCUCCUUUGCGGCACUCGAGUUCUUCUUGUCUGUGCUCGCCGCAUGUCUGCGCGGAAUUGGCACCAAAUGUCCACAACCAGCAAACGGGGUCUUCGCUCAUCGCGGCGUCGCCGGCGUGCCGCAGCGACGCCGACGGCAGCGCCCCUGAGCGCGUAUUUCUUCAGUCGCCCUCCUUUUCCUUCUCCGCUUUGACUCUGCUGUGCUUCUCUCUGCGACCAUCGUCUUCUCUUUCUCGCUCGUCCUCGCUCCUUCUGAGCGCGGCCGUCGUGGACUACGUGGCGCAGGUGCUGCAGGGCGCGGAUUCCGCAGGGUAUGCGUGUACCCCCGAGGCAGAUCCGGAAAGGGUAGACAGUGGCUGUUUUCAGACAGAAGAGGGCGAGGCGAUUGCCACCGACGCGUGCAGCCAGAAAAGACGGCGCUGUGGAGGCCAAAUGACCUGGCUGGCGAGCAUGCGCCAAGUGCUGCACCACAUGCAGGAGCGAGACACAUUCUGCAACUUCUUCCGCCUCAGCGUCGCGCGACGCCUGCUCGCGACAGCUCUCCUCGACUUUCGCGCGCAACGCGAAAUCCCCUCGUGCCUUCCUGAGGCUGCCUUUUCCUCGGCCUCUGCCUCGGGGUCGCGCCCCCAAGCCGCGACGCCUUCGCCGUUGACGGCGGCAGCCUCGAGAGAGGCAGAAGACUCUUUUGCGGCCUUCUCCUCUGGCGACAAGUCGCCACAGUCUGGAAACAGCGAAACGACCCGAACGGCGGCUCACCAUCCAGGCAGCCUCCAUGCCGCGCGCAGCAGAGGGCACCCGCUCCCGCCGCAGCAGCGCCAUCACGACGGGCGAGGCUCCAGUGGCGGCGGACCGCGCGAAGAAGAACAGGGCACUGUGGAGGCAGAGGCGCGCUUUGGAGGAAGACACGAAAGGGCGGAGACUGGCGGCGGCCGGCAGGAGAUAUCCCGCGCCGGGGAUCAAGGCGACUCAGGAAGCGCCUCUGUCAAGAAUGAACAUGAGCGUCGCGAACCCCCGUUCUUCCAGCAGCAAAUGGCGCAGGCGGCGUCCUCUGCUUCACCAGCCUUCUUCCUCAGCGUUUCUGCGCGCACGCCAGACGCUCCAAGCGCCCCCGCGACAGCGACGCCAAGGCGAGACGCGCAACUUGCGCUCAGUCCGUAUGUGCUUCGCGGGAUCUCCGCGGCAUCUGAGAGCGUGCGCCAGCUGCAAGGGCGCGUCAACCCCGCCGCGCAGAGCACCGGAAGAAGUCGGGGGGCAAGCGCCGUCCUAAUCGAUGAAGAAGCGCGGCUUGCGGCAGGCCACCGGGACGCGGAGCCCAGCAAGCAGGCGAGACUGAAGCUGGAGAGGUGCGCGGCUAGAGAGAUGCUCGAGGCAGCCGUGGGUGAGGGCUGCAGACAGCAGGAGGCGUGGAAGCUGCGGCAGAUAUUCGAAGACCUUGACGCAGCGGAGAGCGUCGAGGCUGAGUUUGCUUGGUCCUGCAGAGAGCGAUAUGACCUUCACACCGGGCGAGAGACCAGCCCUCUAGGCGUCAGCUUGCACAGCGGCGACGCUGCCUGCCUAUGGGCGGAUGGAGGGACAGACGCAGGGGCCUGGGGCGGGAGCACGGAGAGCGAGGCCGCAGAAAAAGAGACAGAUGAGCGGUCGACAAUCGCCCCCUCGGUCUCGCAGCACGCAUGGGAAGACGAUCCACGAUCAGCCGCUAAGCAGGGAGUUGAGGGUCGCGGCGUCCCUGGCAGUCUUCCCGCCUCAGAUGUCGCUUCGCGUUCUGCUGUCUCUGAUCGGGUGGAGGCGACCCGGCCUGCGUUCGAAAGGGGGCGAAGCCACUUCAUCUUCCACCCUCUCAUCCUCACUCAGCAUGCGUGGACGCAUGCGCUGCCUCAUAGGGAUCUCUAUCUUGCCCCGCGGACCACCUCAUCUGCAGCUGCCUGCUUGAAUUCUCGCGCGUUCUCGGCUGCUUCUCCACCUCCUGCGCACUCCCCGCCUCUCUUGACGCCGGCGGCGUCCCUUCACCAGGCUGCUGCCUCGCCGUCUUCUGCCUACUGUGACGUCCCGCGUCCUCCGUCGGCAGAGGCUGAGGUCGCCUCGCGGGUGGGCGAGUUCACCGAACGGGUGUAUUCGCUCAGGUCGACAAGCAGGCAGAAAAGUGGUUUUUCGCCUUCUCGGCAGAGCGGCCUGCAUGCGCGCGGCGGGAGAAUACUAAACGCGAGCUCGCUGAAAGGGGCGUCCGCGGCGGAGGACGCCGAAAGCGAGCUGACGCGAUAUACAACCGGGAGGAGUCUAAGCAUUCGGCUGAUGAAGAUAGGCGACGCCUGGGUGCCUCGGGAUCUUGGGAUGCCGCUGAAGGCCUUCACAGCGUUCUAUCGAUCGCGCUUCCCAGAGCGAAGACUCUCGUGGCAACUGCGGCUGAGUCGCCUGGAGGUUUCCUGCCUCAGUGCCGCGGAGGCAACCGCCUUCAUCGCUGCAAGGGGCAGGCCUCGACCGACACUUCGCGUGAACCUGCCUGCCCUCGCCGGCGUCAUUCUGCUUCUCUUCAACGCGCGCCCCUUGUUCUCCCUCCGCGAGAUCUCAGAAAGCACAGGCCUUUCGCGCGCCGAUGCGGCGAAGAUCGUGCUGAGUCUGCUGGUCGCCUCCCAGCAACUCUUGCAGCUCCUCCCCAUCGCCUUCCAGGGGAGAUCUGAAGCCGCACAGCGCUGUCGUGCCGCAAGCGGAGACUCUGCCGCCUCCGGCGCUGCAACUGCUGCAUGCGGCGAGGCGUCCAAGCCGACAGCAGGCGGAGAAGGCGGAGAAGAAAGCGGCGCAGACGCCUGCGAAGGAGCGCCGAAUCAAGAUAGGACCACGCUCGGCGAGAAGGAAGCCAAGCGCUGGGAUGAAUCGAAGAGCCGAUUGCCUCUGCCCUGCGAUCCGCUGGCGCGCCUUUGGAGGGAGCUGACAGGGAAUGAAGACGACUGCCGAAUUUGCCUCAACGAGGCCUUCUUCGCGCCGAGAGAAGAGGAGACCGUGGUGCAUGCACACCCCCUGGAGGAUGCGGCGCUGGCGCUCUUUGUGCCAGACAUUGCUGAAAAGGCUUUCCUCGCCGGCGAUCCCCUUUACGAACCUUUAUCUUCUCUCUUCCCCUCCUGUCCCCCCGUCGCCUCCCCGGUGUCGCCGCCUCUCCCUGACGGAUACCCUUGGCGAGUGGACUCUGCGAGGGAGACUGGGAGCACCGGCGGCACCCGCGUGGACUUCCAGGUUUCCUCUUCUUUGCGCGUCUCCGCCGACUAUCAGGCGCUUGUCGAGGCAGCCGUUGUAAGAGUGAUGAAGCGCUACAGGCGGUUGCCUCACGCGCGUCUUUACCAGGAAGUCCAGAGUUACAUUCACCGCCGACUCUCCGCGCAGUCUUCGCACAUGGCGACGGCCUCCAGGGAGUCAGCGGGAGGUUUUCUGGAGAAACAAAAGGGUACUGAUGCGAGCGCGGCCGCAGUAACCAGCCGAGAGACAGGAGAAGUGCCAAGAAGCAGCUGCGGUGUAGCUACGCAAGGUUUAAAACCCGAGGAAGAGGGAACGAGUAAGGCUCUCCCGCCGCCGAAACCGACUCUAUCAGCCGAGCGCGGCGCGCUGCAGGAGGAGAGGGUCGAAACGCCUGAGGAGGAGAUCGUAGCCGAGGCGAAUGCGGCAGACCGGACAUCUGGCGACACGGCAACUGCUUCCUUGCUUCAGAGCAGGCGAUGCGGAGGCUUGAAAGGCCGUCUGGCGCGGGAACAUGCAGCAGCUGAAGCGAAUCCAAACACGACGCGAACGAGCGACGGCGAACUAGGGGGGGAGUCUUGUCCCGCUGGAGGUGAUGCCGAGCGAAGCGCCCGGCACCGCGCGGGAGGACGCCAGGCAGUAAAGCUGCAGAUGGAACAGAAGGAGUUGCCGAGACAAGCAGGCCUUGACGCGAAAAUGGAGGCCGUUUCGCCGCACAGAGAGGGAAAGGAAAUCAAGAAAGCAGGCAGCUUGGGAGAGCGUGCGCUUGUCCCGAUGGCAUUGUUCAAGAAGAGACUGGACAGCCUCUUGGAGCGCGAAUUCAUCGCCAGAGAUGGAAAUGACUCCGCUGUCUACAUCUACCUCCCCUGA